UUCGUGGGAACGUCACACUGAGUUGAAUGGAACUUCGUUGCAUAGCGACCAAGCAAACACUGUUUCUGUGGACAGCAAUGCCGCGGGGAUUUGGCUGUAAAGCAGAGCGCGGGAGGCUGACUCUAGCAGCUGUAGCACUACAGGACCAUAUCACACGAAGCGUUCUUGUUCGAAACAUUCCCCGUAACCUCCCCGUAUCAGACGCUUCCUGUGGGGCUGCACAUGUUAGUAGGAAGCACAGAAAUCACAACUCAAGGCAGAGCGUCAUAUGUCCUGAGCAGACACAAGGACAAGAGGAGAGAGAGUAUGUGCUGGAUCGUGGCCCUCCACCUCUGACUCUUGCCCAGAGGAUGGGUCUGGUGGCAGCUCCUUCAAGAAGACUAACAGCAGAGGAGUGGGCAGAGGUCAAAACCAGGUCCAUCCAGGAGGGAGACUCAACCCAGCCCUGUGUGAUAUGCAGGGAGGAGUUUCGUCUGCAACCACAGGUUCUACUCUCCUGUUCUCAUGUAUUUCACAAAGUGUGUCUGAAGUCUUUUGAGAAGUUCUCAGGCAGGAAGAGCUGCCCGAUGUGCAGGACGGAGCAGUAUGAGACCAGGGUGAUUUACGAUGGUGCUCGUCUCUAUCGGGAAAAGUGUGCUGUCAGAAUACAGGCUUUCUGGCGUGGCUACCUUGUUCGCAAAUGGUACAGCAACAUAAAGAAGUAUGUGCCACCGAAAGACCAACAAUUAAGACGAGUAUUCUUUGAAAAAAAGUUUCAGGAGAUGAACGACAGCUUGGUGCAGUCAUGCAGCACAGACGUGGAAGCCUUCCUGAGUGAUAUCGAUCGCUCCGUGGCCUCGAGCCACGACAUCCUUCGCCGUUUCGACAAGUACACGAGUGUUUCUGAAAUGGAGGAGAAGGACUGGCUGGAAGCUCAAGAGAAGGCUGUCCAGCGUGGCAUUCAGGACUGCCCCAUUUGCCUGAACCGCUUGGGCUCACACAAUGGCUCAUCGAAGGAAGACAGGAAUGUCCUGUUAUUGUCCUGUUCCCAUCUCUUCCAUGAACCCUGUCUGCAAGCCUUUGAGCUUUUCUGCCACGAGGUGAAACCCACAUGCCCUCUCUGCCGGUCACACUAUGCUAAAAUGCUUGUUUCAAAUUAGAGAUCAGUAUAUUUAUUAGUUUGUCUUGAUGUUCUAGUUUAUAUAAUGAGACAAAUCAAACUUAUCCCACAUCGCCAUUCUACAUCAAACAGUACGAUAAAAACUGUCAAAAGUCACAAACUUUAUUGUAAACUGAAGUAAAAUACAAGUAAACUAAAGACUAUCUGAACAUUUUGUUUCACAAACCUAUGCAAUUCAACUCUACAAAUACGAGAGAGAAAACAUUCUGAAAAUACAUUCACACACGUAAAAGAAGCAACAGGCAAAAAUGGAAACAGAAUUAAGCUUUCCCUUGGGAUCUGAAGAUGAGAAUUCAAAUGAGACCGACAGACAUUUAGCCAAUGAUGAACAAACAAGCUGUUUUGAUGUGUAGACAGGACACUUUCUAGUGAAACGCUGUCAACAGUUCAACAGACUAAUAAACUGAAAUACCACAGCAUCUUUGAUGUACUACAUUUUUUGUAACUCUUGUACCAAUGUUGUACAGACAAGCACAUUAUAGAAUAUGGAAUGAAUUGGCUUCUUGUUCUUUCACAGUUAUUUCUAGUAUCACUGUAGUAUGCCACUAUUUUGAGAAACCCAACACACUAACUGACACACCAGUCCUUGUCCUGCAUAAAGCAACAGCAACAUUCCUCAAACACCAAUUAAAUUAAAGCCAAAGAGUAGAAUUUAGUGUUAUAUACUGUAGUUAAUAAAGAAUUUAUUAUAUAGUUAAUAAUAAUAUAAGAUGCUCUGGCAUUACAAAAUUUGUGCAGACAAAAGUGACCUUAAAGUUUAAUACACAUACGCACAAAAAACAUAAAGCUUACUUCAAUGACACAAUUAUUGACAUUAUACACUUAUUCCCCAUAUAUUUUCUUACAAAAUGUUCUUUGUGCAAAUCAACAGGAAGAAAAUAUAUUUUACAUGUAACUUUUUUUAAAUCCAUGACAAUAAAAACCACAAAACAAUGCAGCAAACUGAACCACAGAACCCACUGAGGUGUCAGUUUUUAAAUGACCUUUUCACAGGCUUUAAAUUCAGUGUCCCUCAUGUGAAUCCUAGACCUCUGCAGACACCAAAUUCAAUCAGUUUCUUAAAAUUAUUUCUGCCCCAACUUUAAUAUUCAAUAUCAGUGCCCUGAUAGUUUCUUUUGACUUUGGCCAGUUCGAGUUAAAAGAUACACCCUGUCGUUUUGGUAUGCCAUGUUAUUGACAAUCACAAGAGGGAUUCACAGUGAAUUAGUCAAUAAAAAGGUACACAAACUAACUCAUUUUCACGUCUCACACAUGCAUAACUUGUCUCCUCAAUACUGGACAACAGGAGACAAAAACGAAAAAGCCUAGAAAGCCUGUUUAAGGCAUCAGAGGUGAUUAAAAAAAUUAUUAUUUUUUUGUUCAAUAAACAAAUGCUGAAUGACUAAUUGUCUGGCCUUUUCCACAAAUAGCAUAGUAUGAAUGAGGCUCAAAAGCCGUUUCAUAUCUACAUUCUACAAAAAUAAAACGAAGAAAUAUACUGUAUAUACAUGUAAAUACAUCAUUUACAUUAUUAUGAGGCUUGCCAUAGUUAAAGAGACGAAAACUGAAGACUGCGCACAGGAUGUCUGUUCAGCUUUACAUAAAACCUUAAGAGGAAUGUCAGGAAUGGUUCUUUUAGCCUAUUGGUUUUGUCAUCAGAAUGGGAAUGUUUGGAAACCAUACUGAAAAUACUGUACAUUAACUGUGUAAUCAGUAACAUUUAGACAAAAAAAACACUGUAUUUCAUAGCUACAAAGGAGACCCUUCAAUGAGUCGUGCUGCGCUCUACAUACGUAAUGACAUCUGACUCCGCUCGGACUUCACAUUCAUUUCACUGCACAAUAAGCUUUAAUAGAUGUGAAUCAGACUGAUGUGGCUCUGCAGUCCUGUUUUCACAGCCUUUAUAUACAAGAUCCUACAUAAUGUACGAGUUUAGCCUCUGAUCUGUGUAGACCAGUAUUUUGUUAGACUGAACAGACUGAGCUGGCUUAAAAUCCAGCAUGAGAGUGAGUGGAAAAACACACAAAUAUCUUCAUGAAUAAUCUGCCAUUUGCAAAAAGCAAAGCAGCUGCAGAGGUACAGACUAGAUGUUUGAAGGCUGUUUUGCUAGUGAAUGUUGAAAUAAGGCAAAUAUAUAGAUCCUUACAAGCUCUGCAGCAAUAACCAAGUUCAAUGGAUGUAUGUUAUUGGUUAUAUGCUCUCAGUUUGCGUAGUACAUGUAGCAUAGUAUAGUAUCAAAUGUUGUGAAGGAAGUAGCAGCAGAUUUAAGUACAGGAACAGGAAGCAUAUCCCAAGAUUGUGCCUCACCUUCUCCCAUAUAUUUGGUGCAUUUUACUACCAGCAGCAUUUCUCUGCUGUCUUUUCAAUUUUGUCACCUCCCUUAUUCAAGACUACAAUACACUACACUCCAUUAAACGUGUUAAAUCAUUGAGGUGAUUUUGCCAAGAGUGACUGGCAGGUCGCAACACUCCAAAACACAAUCUGCCACAACCAGUUCAAGUAAACACAAUAACAUAAGAAGCUGGUUGUUGGUAGUGACUCGAACCCAUAAUGUCCACAUCGGAACCUUGCCUACCAAUGAAAACAACAAGAACAGUUGCAGUGCAAGAAGAAAUUUGGCAGGUAGGCUCCUCCACUCUCUGUAAUAUUUCAAUACUACCCAGUAUAUGCCAAUAUUGUGAGUAAGGCACAUGUUUCGGGGAGUUUCCUUGUCAAUUCCCAUUACUUAAUUCUGUCACAUCCAACAAACCUGAAUUGUCACAGUAAAGCAUGAGGAAACUAAAAUCAUAACGCUUCCUCAUUUAUAAUUGAUCAACGUAUAAAUAAUAAUUGAUCUUCAUUUUAACGGAGUGAAUGUAAACAUAUGCAAUGGCAGACAAAGAAUAACAAGUUUUCAGAUUACAAAACUUACUUUACACAUCAAAAUUCAAGCAAUAAAUUUGACAGCUGUAGACCAAUGCUGACAAUUAGUAUUUGUCAUUGUGACUGGCCAUCAUGUUUUGCUUGUAGAUUUUUUUUUGAACUGAUUUUGUAAUGUGCCCCAUUUGCAUAAGAACUAGUUAAUUUGGCAUUAAAGCAUCUAUAACUUAAAUUGAGAUGAUCAAUGUUCAGUUAGACUCACUGCAACGAUUUCUUUGCCAGUGUUAAAUUUGACAACUCUGCAAUUCUUCAGAGAAUGUAGUUUCUAAUAUUAGUACUAAUAUCAUGUGUAAUAAAGGUGCCUCUCUUGUCAUUAUCAAAAAUGUUUAUAUGUCAUUUGUGUGCUGUUUUUAUGGGAACUAAAUCGGUUUCUUUUAACAACGUCCAUUUAACUUUACAAAAUACUGAUCUACAAGGGCACAAAAUGUCAUCAAACAAUAAUUAAGGAGGAAAAUUAUAAGCCCUAAUUGAGACUAGUGCAUGCUUCAUUACACAUGAAAUUAUCAGCUUGGCAAACAGCUUAAUAUUUCCCCCAAUCAAACUAGAGAAAAAUUAUAGAUAAUAAAAAAUAAAAAAAUCCCUCAUUGAG
Sinocyclocheilus rhinocerous is the source of this 4646-nucleotide messenger RNA. It is a transcript of the gene rnf32, whose product is annotated as ring finger protein 32. Gene Ontology annotation, molecular function: protein binding. The transcript is spliced from 8 exons. NCBI's taxonomy places the organism in Eukaryota, Metazoa, Chordata, Actinopteri, Cypriniformes, Cyprinidae. The record is from RefSeq and is a predicted model, not a curated record. Bases 27 to 1139 code for a protein of 370 amino acids.